AGAGAGAGAGAGAGAGAGAGAGAGAGAGAGAGAGCAGUGAUCGUGCGGCGCGGGUGGCAAUCGCGGAGGAGAUUGCAAGCGGACGUUGUGACAAGUGCGCGGCGACCUAGCGAUAUCGCGGCAUUCCGUGUAUUCGCGCGUCAUCGCGACGAUUCGACACGCGCGAGCGGCAACGGGCAGAAACAACGCGCGGCAGAGGAGGGUGGCGACGUGCGACGACGCUGCGUGCUCGGUCGCGCGGCAAGACAACUGCGGUGUGCUGAGGAACGAGCGAGACAGAGAUAUAGGGAGCGAGGGAGAGAGAGAGAGAGCGACAGUAGCAGUGAGAGACCAAAGUAGCGCGCGCGCUCUCUCUCUCGUGCGAGUGUACUUACCGUUCACCGUCCUCGAAGCACACGGGUAGCGCGGCGUACGGGCUACCGAGGUGUUUUGAAGUGGCGGGCCAGGAUGCUGCCCGACGUAGCGAGAAGAUGGCCGUGAUCGGCGAACGCAAAUAUCACGCGGCGAUCCGUGCGAAUGCGUACACGGAGUUCUCGUGUCACAGAGCCGUGAGCAAUAACGAGACGGGCACGUCCUCGUCGUCGCCGUCGCCGUCUUCGCCUUCAUCCUCGUCCUCAGCGUCCUCGGCGUCGACUCGCCGCCGUCGGCACAGAAAGAAAGGAAGCACCACCACUAUGACAUCCUCGCGCGGAAUCGGCCCAGAGUUCGGCGAGUUUAGCGAUCCCGAAGACGGUUACCUCGACACGGACCCGCUGAGGUACGAACUGCGCAACAUCCAGAGCGUCAUACACGUCACGCGGCUCAACAUCGACGCGCUCAACAAUCGCUUCGCUGACUUCCAGCAUCCGCCGUCGAUAUAUCUCAACGAGUAUCACGAACUGACAAGUAAGUUACACGAUCUCGAGUGCAAGGAGCAGAAGCUCAAUGAGCUGCUGAACGCCAGCAAGAUCCCGACCAGCGUCUCCACGUCGGAGAGCGACAACAGCGUGGCCAGAGAGCCCAGGACACCUGUCAAGUCCUUCAGCACGCUGAGAGCGUACUUGCCCAAUCAGCAACGCACCAGUGUACAAGUAAGAGAGGGACUCGCCCUGAGAGAUGCCUUGGCUAAGGCCAUGAAGCUGCGUAAUUUGACUACUGAGAUGUGUGCGGUUUACAUUCUGGGUAUAGACAACUCCAAGCACCUGACAUCUUGGGACGCAGACAUCUCAUUGUUAGACUGCGACGAGAUCUCAGUGGAGAUCUUGGAUAAGUUUCCUAUAACCACUUCCAUAUCGCACAACUUUGUGCGCAAGACUUUCUUCUCCCUGGCCUUCUGCGAGUACUGCAGGAAACUGCUCUUUCAAGGCUUCUAUUGCAGAACCUGUAAUUACAGAUUUCAUCAGAGAUGUGCGGGUGGCGUGCCUCCCCUGUGUCAUCAGGUACGCCUGCAGGACGCUUACUAUCAAGCCCUGCUCGCUCACAAUCCAGAGACCACCGCUGGGAUCUUGCAGCUGCCAUCUGGCUACGGCCUGAGCAGAAGUAUGUCCCCUUCCCUGGCACCGUCGAGGAAUCAGAGGCAUCCGCGUUCCUUGGGCCAACACGAUCGUUCCAGCUCCGCGCCCAAUGUCUGCUUCAACAUGGUGAAGCCGUGCGGUGAGCUGGUGAAUCUAGACGAAUACAGUAGAUCUCAGAGUUUAGGCAGACCUGUCGCGGGCAUUACACAGAGCCCUGUGUCGCCUGGCAGCAGUCCAACCAAGCACAGCCAGUCCACGCAGGCCAGUCCUACCAACACUUUGAGGCCGAAGCGACCGAGAGCGAGGUCGGCCGAUGAAUCGUCCAAGAACCUCUUGGCGCCGAGGGAGUCGAUCGAGGAUUGGGAGAUCCCGGCGGAAGAGAUUUUGAUAGGCUCGCGCAUCGGAUCCGGAUCAUUCGGGACCGUGUACAAGGCCCACUGGCACGGCCCCGUCGCGGUGAAGACGCUCAACGUCAAAAUUCCCACAACCGCUCAGUUGCAGGCAUUUAAGAACGAGGUGGCCGUCUUACGCAAGACUCGGCAUGUGAAUAUCCUGCUGUUCAUGGGUUGCGUCAGCAAGCCGCAGCUCUCGAUCGUUACGCAAUGGUGCGAGGGCUCGUCUCUGUACAAACACUUGCACGUGUUCGAGUCCAAGUUCGAGCUGAUAACGGUGCUGGAAAUCCCUAGGCAGACGGCGCAAGGCAUGGACUACCUGCACGCGAAGAAUAUCAUUCACCGGGAUCUCAAGAGCAACAAUAUAUUCCUGCACGACGAUUCCACGGUUAAGAUCGGCGAUUUUGGUCUGGCCACAGCCAAGACCAGGUGGUCCGGCUCGCAACAGUUCCAUCAGCCGACCGGCUCUAUCCUCUGGAUGGCGCCCGAAGUCAUAAGAAUGCAGGAGGAAAAUCCGUACAGCUUCCAGUCCGACGUCUACGCCUUCGGCGUGGUGCUGUUCGAGUUGCUGACGGGUCAGCUACCAUACUCGAACAUAAACAACAAAGAUCAGAUAUUGUUUAUGGUAGGCCGCGGCUAUCUGCGUCCCGACUUGAACAAAGUGCGUUCCGACACGCCGGAAGCGCUCAAGAGGCUCACGGAGCACUGCAUCAACUUCUCGCGAGACGAACGGCCAAUAUUCCGUCAGAUCGUUACUAUAUUGGAGGCCAUUUUGCUCGGUCUGCCGAAGAUCAAGAGAUCGGAAUCCGAACCGAAUCUGAAUCGCACGCAGCUGCAAUCCGACGACUUUCUUUACACUUGCGUCUCGCCGAAAACCCCGGGGAACUUUCAGCCGGGUAACUUUGGGGCAUUUUCCUUUUACCCUUCCGGUGGGAACAUAUAAAUGUAUUGGCCGACAAGUCUGAUAUGCACAUUGCAUAAAGGAAGUAUUUAAGAUAUUGAAAAUAAGCUUAACUAUGAACAAUCAAUUCUUUCAAUUUCACUCUGAUCGUGUUGCAGAUGUUUGCUCGGUGUGGAAUGCGUAAACAUUCUUACAUGUAAGACAAAGGAAGAGAAAUUUCCUAUUGAGAAAAGGGGAAGGGGGAGGAGAAGAAAACGAAAGCAUGUGUAGCUUUUAUCUCUUUAGACAUUUAUCGGACGUUCGCAAGGAAAUCUUCACUUGUGGUUAGUUACAAUCAUUCAUAUAUAAAUACACACACAUACACACACAUAUUCGGCUAUAUAUACACAAGUGUACAUAUAUACAUAUAUUAUACGUGACGCAUGCACGUCAAUGUAGCGGUCUGUUGAUUUUGUGGGAUCCUUAUGAAGGAUGUAAAACUAAAGUAAGCUAUAAGAAGUAAACGGCAUUUAAGUCGGGCGGGCCAUCGUUUAUCUGUGAGGUAUUUUUCCAAAGGCCAAAGUGAUUUUUGUACUACCUACUUCCUUGGUUUUUGUCUUGAGUAUGCUUGUACGAGUAAAGCUCUUCUCACAGUGAUCAUUACAUACGUAUCGGUGCGGGUUGCUUCUUGGCGAGUGCGAACGACAGCUACGUCACGAGAAUACAUACUAUAAUAACGCAUAGACCUCCAUUGAAGAGAGAAACACAGGGGAAGAGUUGUACAUUGACGAAGUAAUACAUGCAUAUAUUCAUUGACGGGAUGUUCUUAAAUGAGCCAGCUAAAUUAGGGAUAUUGAUUUCAAUGUGGUUCCUCCCGCUGUGAAAUGCUUAUUUCGCUCCUUGGCGAAUUAUUCCGAGGAUACUCUUAAUUAUUCUUCCCAUACGAUAAAAACAUUAAUAUUCCUUUAUGUUCUUAAAGACGCCUGUGUUUGUUUCAUCAUUUAUUUCUUCGGAGGUUGAAGAGAAUUCGAAGAGAUGAAUCAGACAGACGGAUUCUAAAUCCGAAUUGUAACUAACGGGAGUUGAAUAAUAUGUCGCGAGUUGAAUAUCCCUAAUAUUUAAUGAAGCUAGCGAGAGAGGAAGUGAGAAAGGGAGUGGGAGGGGAGUACGCAAAGGGAAAAUUUUUUGAGAGAUUUUUUACCUACUUGUUCUUUCAUUUCGUAAGAUGCUAUAGUACAUAUCUCAAUUCCCAAGCAGUAUAUUAUAGUUGAUCUGGAAAUGCUAGUAAAACAACUAGUGUGUUUUCGGUCAACGUUCUUUUCUGUAAAAUAUUUCCCAACAUCAGUAUGAAUGAUAUCGAGGCCUAAGAUAGGUAUAAUCGCACGUUACUGGUAACGAGCGUAAUAGGAUAUAUGUAUUAAAGAAAAAAAAAAAAGAGAAUUAACAAGGCGAUUAAUCACGUAUGCGCUUCGAGAAGUUCUUUUACGAAACUUUUACCGUAGACUUCGCUUCUCUAACUUUGUAACUAACUCGAGUAUCUCGCGCACACUGGUAAGAGUUUAAGUUUUACAGUUAAUUAUAUUUGACAACGAGAGAGAGAGAGAGAGAGAGAGAGAGAGAGAGAGAGAGAGAGAGAGAGAGAGAGAGAGA
Molecule: messenger RNA, 4415 nt
Organism: Odontomachus brunneus
Lineage: Eukaryota; Metazoa; Arthropoda; Insecta; Hymenoptera; Formicidae
Gene: Raf
Product: raf homolog serine/threonine-protein kinase Raf
Exons: 1
Coding region: 471-2828 (785 amino acids)
Biological process (GO): protein phosphorylation; signal transduction
Molecular function (GO): protein kinase activity; ATP binding
Source: RefSeq, a predicted model, not a curated record